This is a messenger RNA of Globicephala melas (long-finned pilot whale), 1381 nucleotides long. RefSeq names its product dehydrogenase/reductase 11 (gene DHRS11). The record is from RefSeq and is a predicted model, not a curated record. Gene Ontology annotation, molecular function: oxidoreductase activity. NCBI's taxonomy places the organism in Eukaryota, Metazoa, Chordata, Mammalia, Artiodactyla, Delphinidae.
CCAGGCGCAGCUGUUACUGGGGCAGGUCGGGGGCGGUUGCCGCGGUGGUGACAAGAGAGUGGCCGGGUCCCUACGACCCGGGGCGGAGCUCUGCGAUCCAAGUGCUCGGCUCCCCAAGAGAGGUGGGCGGGCGGCUCGGGACCCUGGCCAGGGCCGGCAUGGAGCGGUGGCGUGACCGGCUGGCACUGGUGACGGGAGCCUCGGGGGGCGUCGGCGCGGCUGUGGCCCGAGCCCUGGUCCAGCAGGGACUGAAGGUGGUGGGUUGUGCCCGCACCGUGAGCAACAUCGAGGAGCUGGCUGCCGAAUGUAAGAGUGCAGGCUACCCCGGGACUUUGAUGCCCUACAGAUGUGACCUGUCAAAUGAGGAGGACAUCCUCUCCAUGUUCUCGGCGGUCCGCUCUCAGCACAGUGGUGUGGACAUCUGUAUCAACAACGCUGGCUUGGCCCGGCCUGACACCCUGCUCUCAGGCAGCACCAGCGGUUGGAAGGACAUGUUCAAUGUGAACGUGCUGGCCCUCAGCAUCUGCACACGGGAAGCCUACCAGUCCAUGAGGGAGCGGAAGGUGGAUGACGGGCACAUCAUUAACAUCAACAGCAUGUCUGGCCACCAAGUGCCACCCCAGUCCGUGGCCCAUUUCUACAGUGCUACCAAGUAUGCCGUCACUGCGCUGACAGAGGGGCUGAGGCAAGAGCUUCGGGAGGCCCAGACCCACAUCCGAGCCACGUGCAUCUCUCCAGGAGUGGUGGAGACACAAUUCGCCUUCAAACUCCAUGACAAGGACCCUGAGAAGGCAGCUGCCACCUAUGAACACAUGAAGUGUCUCAAACCUGAGGAUGUGGCCAAGGCUGUCAUCUAUGUCCUCAGCACCCCGCCACAUGUCCAGAUCGGAGACAUCCAGAUGAGGCCCACGGAGCAGGUGACCUAGUUUCCUGUGGGGAGCUCCUCCUUCCCUCCCUGCCCCUCAAGGCUUGGCACCUGCCUCUGGAUUUGGGGUGUUGAUUUCUGGACCCUUGGAUUACACUUCCUUUCCCCACCCCCAGCAGGGGCUAGAAAACUUGUUUGAGAUUUCAUAUAAUCUUGUCAAAUUGUUUCCACCGAAUUUGAAAAAUGGGCAGGGGAGAGGAGGUGUUUGUUUUCCCUACUGAUUCAUUCUUGGUCUCCUUCUUGGGCUCCUUGGCCUUUGUUUGCUGUCCUUGGUCUCUUCCCUUUGACCUGGGAAAGGGGCUGUGGCCAAAAGUGGGGCUUUCCCCUAUCUUCUUGCACCCCACCCCCGUCCCUCCAGGAUGAGGCGGCAGAGGGAAGCCCUCACCUUCCAUCUGAAUGGAUUUCGGGGCUCUGGGCUUCCUCCUUUCCCUGCAUCCCACCCCCCACCCCAUCUAU